Molecule: messenger RNA, 5426 nt
Organism: Myxocyprinus asiaticus (Chinese sucker)
Lineage: Eukaryota; Metazoa; Chordata; Actinopteri; Cypriniformes; Catostomidae
Product: anoctamin-9-like
Exons: 24
Coding region: 1553-3922 (789 amino acids)
Biological process (GO): chloride transmembrane transport
Cellular component (GO): plasma membrane
Molecular function (GO): chloride channel activity
Source: RefSeq, a predicted model, not a curated record
UUCUGAGUAAAAUACAAGUUAAGCACAAUCAACAGCAUUUGUGGCAUGUUGAUUACCACAAAAAAUAAUUUAGACUUGUCCCUCUUUUUCUUUCAAAACAAACAAGCAGAACAAAAGCGUUGACAGUGGAAGUGAAUGGGGCCAAGUUUUUGGAGGGUUUAAAGGCAAAAAUGUGAAGCUUUUCAUUUUAUAAAAGCAUUUAUAUUAAAGCUUCUGUUAAAACUUGUGUAUUAUUUGAGCCAUAAAGUUGUUUUAAAGUUUGUUGACUACAUCGUCAUGGCAACUAAAUUGUAAAAUUGGCUAUAACUUUACACAGAAAAGGUUAGUAAGCGAUUUAAUCACACUAAAAUCAUGUUAAGACAUAUUGUUUGUCUUGUGGCUAUACUUGUGGAAAAAGUGAGUAUUUUAACGUUUACAGAUUGGUCCCAUUCACUUCCAUUGUAAGGGCCUCACUGGAACCUCAGUUUUUGCUUUUAAAUGAAAAGGAGGGAUGAGCUGAAAUUAAUUUUGUGGUAAUCAACAUUAUGCUACAUAUGUUGUUGAUUGAUGCUGACCCCGGAAUAUUCAUUUGAAACGUUGUGACACUCAUUUUUCCGGAUCUAUCAAGUAAUAAAAAAAAAAUGCAUUUAAGACAAAAACGUGACUUUAAUACCCCUCUAAAAUGACGAUUUCAUAUACUUGCUGUGAUCAAAGUCAUUUUAAUAUUUUAUUUCCAGGGACUUUUUUUUUUUUUUUUUUUUUUUCUCCUGGUGUAGACUAAUAGUCCGUUGUCAAACAAAUUAAAAAAUAAAAGCCUAUUUUGUGAUAAAUGUUGGCAUAAGUAGUUUGAAUGAAUCUUUCACAUUAUUUCUUUAAAAAAAUAAAUAAGCAGUAAAAUAAUGUUUUAAAAUAUUAUUAAUAUUUGAAAAACUUUUGUACACUAAAGUCAGGUGGUGCAACCAACAAGCAAAUAAACAAAAAAUAAAUAAAAUAUUUUUGACAUUUUUAUUAACAGCACAUUUUAUUCGGGUCAAAUAGAGUAUCACUAAGAAAUCUUGUAAUUUGUGACUCAAUCAAUGAUAUUUGUACACACAAAUACACCUUGAAAAAUACAUAAUACAUAUAUAAAAGCUAUACAUGUUUUUUCUAAAAUAUAUGAAACCAACAUAUAAAACAACAUAUUCGUAUGAACUUGAUGCAUGUGUAUUAAACUAGAAUUUUCAUAAUCUUGAACAACCUUAUUUGUCACUGUCCCACUGAACCCUCCGUAUGAUUGUUGUCUUUGGUUCAAACUACUGUAAAGGAAGAGUUUCGAUCGAGUCUCAGCCUCGCCCUUUAAUUAACAUAACACGAUGACGUCUCAGAUCUAACCUGGAUUUGUACUGUAAUGGCACGAGCAUACCGUCGAGCUCGAAAUCUCUCACACUUGCGAUUAGAAAUGCGGAAGUGUGCGACAAGUUGAUUUCGAUCAGUCCCGAGCCAGUUUUAAUGUUUCAUUCUAGUUGGAUCCGCCGGGCUUCGGCUAGGUGAAGAUAACCGAGAACUGCACUACUUUGAAAACUUUGAUGUGAGGAUGUACUUCACUGAUCGAGAGGAUGCUAUGGCUCUGCACGAUCUGAACAGUGGAGAUGAGCCUUUACUCUCAGCACAGUAUAACUCGUACGUUACUCGAACUUAUGACUAUGUCCUGGUGGCUGAUAAGGUUGAGGACAAUGAGGCCCAAAUGUUCAAGAAGCAGGAGGCGUUUAUUAACGAACUGAAACGGAAGAACAUGAAAGUUACUAGUGUUGAACAUGUUGGAAAGGUGUUCAUCGGUGUCUGUGCCCCUGAGGAGGUUUUUGCAAAGUACAAAUACUUGCUAAAGGUUUCUGAUGGCUGUAACUGGAGUGAGGAGCAAAAUUCUUGUCAAGAUCAAAAUAUCCCAUUCUCCACCAGAAUCAGGAUUGUCCACUUUGUCUUACACAAUACAUUUAUAGGAUCAGGAGAGAGUCUUGAAGAUUUGCUGAAGAAUGGUGUUUUUGAGUCCAUUUUCUGUCUGCACGAGAAAAAAGAGCAGAAGAAACUGAAGAAGAAGUGGGCAAGCUGGUUUGCAGUAUUAUCGCUUUUUAAACAGCCAGUCACUGAUGUCAAGGAAUAUUUUGGGGAGAAAGUGGCACUUUAUUACCUGUGGCUGGGCUGGUACACACGCAUGCUCAUCCCUGCAGCUGUCAUUGGUGUUGUUGUGUUCUUGUAUGGCGUUGCCUUCUUCAAUACCAGUCCGCUCAUUAAAGAAGUCUGUGACUCCAACAUCCUCAUGUGCCCAAGAUGUGACAAGAAAUGUUCGGUGUGGAACCUGUCUGACACCUGUACAUACUCUAAGGUGAGCCAGCUAUUUGACAAUGAAGGGACAGUGGCAUUUGCCAUGUUCAUGGCGAUUUGGGCCACACUGUUCUUGGAGCUGUGGAAGAGGCAUCGAGCUCUGUAUGUGUCAAAGUGGAACAUGUUUGAUUGGUGUGAGGAGGAGGAAGAAUUGAUUUUGGAGAUUGUGAAUAAUCCCCAGUGUAAACCAAAAGAGUACAGACACUCCUAUCUGCGCAGCAUACUGGUGAUUCUUUUGGUCACGCUAGUGUUGGUAGUGAUCAUUGGUCUGGCCAAUGCUCUGGUGAUCUGCCGUGUUUUAGCUGCGAUUCUGUUUUCUGAAAGCAAUUGGCAUUUUCUGAGUCAUCAUGCCUCCACAUUAGCCAUGCUACUUGGUGCGGUGCUGCACUACAUCACUAUUCAAGUUAUGACUCGGAUCAACAGAAUUGUGGCCUUAAAACUGUGUGAGUUUGAGAAGACCCGCUCUUUUGCAGCCACAGAAAAGAGCUUCACCGUGAAGAUGUUUACAUUUCAAUUCUUUACUCUCUUUUCCUCACUGUUUUACGUUGCGUUCUUUCUUGGAAGGAUCAAUGGCUAUCCAGGAAAAUACGUUCGAAUAGCAGGAUAUUGGAGACUAGAAGAGUGUCAUCCAAGCGGCUGCCUCACAGAUCUCUUCAUCCAGAUGGCUGUUAUUAUGGUGCUCAAACAAACAAUCAACAACAUCUUUGAGUUCACAGUGCCCUGGUUAAAGCUGUGUUUUAAGCGGACGAAAGCCAAGACGAUACGCAGAAAGUGCGGUAACUGUUACAGAAAAGCAUGUCGAGAGGAGGGGGCUAACUUCGACCCUUGUGACCUCUGCAAGCUUCAUACCUGGCUAGACAACUAUGACCUGAGUGAUGUCAAUGCUUUCAGCUUGUUUAAUGAGUUUUUGGAAAUGGUCAUUCAGUUCAGCUUCACCACCAUCUUUGUGGCUGCAUUCCCUUUGGCUCCUCUUUUGGCUUUCAUCAAUAACAUAUUUGAGAUCAGACUGGAUGCCAUAAAGAUGGUUAGCCUUGAGCGCCGCCUAGUGUCCAAAAAGACCAAUGACAUUGGUGUGUGGACUAGAAUAUUAGAAGCUGUUGGGGUGAUGGCUGUCAUUGCUAAUGGACUGGUGAUUGGUGUUUCCUCUGACUUCAUACCCCGUCUGGUGUAUCGUUACUAUUAUGGACCUUGUGUUAACGGCACUAGUACAGAUCUGGACUGUAUGACAGGGUAUAUCAAUGACACUCUGGCAACAGCAUACAUGUGGAAUACAAACGUGCGAGAUGACUUCAAGGAUAAUAUUGCCGAGUAUGGAUUGAAUUUUUCUCAGUGCAGUUACAAAGACUACCGUAGUAAUGAGGACCAGGCUCUCACCUCACAGUUUUGGCUCAUUCUGGCAAUCCGCUUUGCCUUUGUUAUUCUAUUUGAGCAUGUGGUGGUGCUGUGCAAGUUUGUUGCUGCCUGGUUUAUACCAGACAAUCCCAUCAGAGUGAAGAAUGUCAGGCUAGAGGACAAACUGAGACGACUUAAGAAGGAGCUUCAGGAAAUAAGUGCAAGGUAUGACAGCAAAUCUACUGAGGUCUGAACGAUGGAGGUCCAAACCAGAUUCUGAUCACAAAAUUUGUUGCUGUUACGAGGAAGUAAAGAUUUCUAUAUUUGACGAGGUCAUUAUCUCACUGGCAUUGAUACAAGAUUGCUUUCCCAGUGGGGGACAUAUCUCUGUGCUGAAGCACUUCCAGUGCCAUCAUUUCAUCUCUUUACAGUUUACAGUUUUCCUUUAAAACAAGUCUUAUUUUAUCUACUUCAAAUGGCUGCACAGUACAUUGUUGACUGUGUCAUCACCGAAUCGUAUUUAUCAUGUAAUACAUUUUUGAGCUAAGAAAGACAAUUGGACUGUUUAAAAAGAAAACUGUGAAAAUAUAGAAUCAGGAAGCUGAUUCUUGUUGUUUAUUUAACGUGUGUCUGUGAGGGAAAUUCCCACAAGCCUAAAAAGAAUCCAUUCGUUUUGUUGACAAAAUAUUUUUUUAUUUUUUUAUUUUGUAUAGAAAGACAUUUUAAGAAAAUACAUUUGGGAAUUUCAGUGUUUACUUUUAAACAAUUAAGCUUCUGAAAAGGUUUGUAUUCUCAAUUAAUACAAUAAAAAAAACAUGCUUCAUGAGGAUUUCUUAAAAUUUGAGGACAUGAUUUUCAGGGCAAAGUAUUUGUGAAAAAUAAGGGGAAUUAUUCCAAUGUGUAUUUUGCUGCUUAUAGUACUGUUCAUAGCUUCUUUCAGUAACUCGCUUUUUCAGUGUUUCACCUCUGCUGUUUAAUGUAUUUUUGAUAUUGCCAUAUUGAUGUACUUGACUAUGUUGUAAGUUGUGUUCCAGGAAUGGUAAAAGGAUGAAGUAAAUGUUCAAGACCAAGUUGUAAAAUAAAACAGUCAAAUCUCCUUUUCUCCAUAAGGUGUCAGCAGAAAUCCAUUUCUACAAAGCUGUGUUGCUCCAGACAAAGAAUGAAUAGUUCUUUUCCACAAAGAAAUUCCAUGGUUGCCUUUGGACAAUGUGUAGUGCAUUUUUCUGUCAGUUGCUUAAGAUAAAGCUAAACUACAGUAGGUUGCUUCACUUUGUAGCCUCCUACAAUAAUUUCUAUAAAGUCCAUGCAAGUUUAAAGUUCAGAAACUCAUUUGUUUUUAUACAGGAUGUGAAGAAAGUGUUUUUCUUUUCUAAUUGUUUUGGUUUUCAUAUCAUGACUCCAAACUAAACACUCAAUCAAGGGGCAACAUCUUCUGAAGCCAUUUGUAGUCCAUACAUUGUUUUAUUAUUAUGUGUAAAUUGUUAAUGUAUCUUGUAAUAAUAGCCCUAGAAGAGUCAAGCAAGUGUUAAACUUUGCGGUGACAUCUGUGAAUAACGUUACUGUGCAUGCAUGCUCAAUUUUGAGAUGAAAAUGCAACGGUCCCUAGUUUUAGAAAUGCAGUACUAUGCCUACUCUUUAAAUUAUUUCUUCCUCUUUAAGUGUUGCUCAGUCAUAUAUGGGGAACCGAGUAAUUUCAUGUGUGCAUUUUUCGGUGGGUGUGUGGGACUUUUCCAUUCGGCCGCAUAUACAUGGCUCAU